AAAGUCCGUGAACCAGGUAGACCAGGUAGCCAGGUGUCCAGUGCUUGGAGUUCAGUCUCUGGUAUCCGGAAGAACGUGCGAACGGUGUUUGGAAGAUUCUUGUAUUUGUUUAAUUGGAGUUGGAGAUGGCGCAGUGGAUGACCUUCGUCCUCUUCGUCGUGGCGGCGGUGGUCGCGGUGGCGGAGUCCAGAGCUAUCCCUGCUGAACCUAUUUCAGUAAUGCUAGAUCCAUACGGGAACCCGAUAGUCUUCCUCCGCGAGAAGAGGACAGCGGUGCACCCCUACCCCCAUAGAGCCAUGAUGUUCACCGGCUACUACCGACCCGUACGUCGGUCGAGUCACGGUGGCCAGGCGACAGGUGUGUUCGCUCAAGGCAACGCCGUGAGCGGAGAAGCCUUCUUCGGUGGCAUGCAGGCGCCACAUUUGAAGAACGGCCCAGAACCGAUCGAGGAACCGGAAGUCUCUAGCGCGGAGGCUGAAGCUGCGCCAGAGCCGGAGCAUCCUUAUAGCCAGGAUGAGCAGACUCAGGAGCAGGAGUACCAGCCGGAGGAACAGGUUCAUCAGCAUCAGCAGGAGGAACAGUAUCCGCAGGAGGAAGUGCAGGAGGAGCAGCAUAAGCAACACUUGCCUCCUCAGAAUGAGCAACCAGAGCCAGAAGCAGCCCCAACGCUGAGCACAGAAGCCUCUCCAGUGACCCUAGCGGAGGAGUCCCACCCCAGCAUCGAAGUGACGACCACUCGCCCAAAGGUUCAGCACGGGAAGAAGACGAAGAAGACGCAAGUUGUGGUCGAAGAAGACGACGACGACGACGAAGAGUACGACGACGAGCCAGUGGUGCCUUUCGUGCCUUUCAAGGGAAAUCGUCGCCGCCAGAAUUAUCCGAACUUGAAUAACUUCUUCCCGAUGGUGUUCAGUUUUCCUGGAGCCUCUUCCAGAUCUGGAGCCCCUGGAUCUCCCCCUGGAGCAGUGACCGCGAUCGCUAACAGUUACAGCACUGGGAAAGGAGGCGUCGCUAACUCGGUCGCGACUGCUUAUGGAGGAUCCCAUAAUGGGAAGAAGAAACCUGCACCGACGCCUGAGGAAUAGAGCCCCUCGAUACCGUUAAAUAUUCCGCGCGAUAUUAAUAUGCAGACAGGAUAGACAGACACUUUUAAUCGGUUCAAAGACGACCGAAGAGUGGUGGAUUUGUAAUCUGAUGUCUUCCUGUUUCGUGCCAACCCUUUACGAUCACUAUGUCUUACGAACGAUAAAAUUAGUAUUUAACAGUAAGUUAUAGCAGCUUUGUUCAAGCUUCUAAAACGAUAAAUUUAAUCGUUGAAAUCGAGAUUGGUCUUAGAGUAUCUUUUCUUUAUAGUUGUAUUUAGGUAUCGGUAGAUUUAGCUAGUAAUAAGUGUAAGAGUUUAAUCGUAAAACGGACAAGUGCAAUAUUAAGUCGAUCGUUCAAAGGGUUCGCAUUACUGCCAUCGAUCGACACUGAUCACGCGAUUGUAUAGUUCGCAGAUCUACGCGAUUACGAGUUAGAAUAGUUCGAACCUAGCCGAGAGGCAGCGAUACUUUUCGAUUGUUACUGAACCUUAGGAUUUCCUGAAUAAAAACAAUCGAUCUGA
This is a messenger RNA of Megachile rotundata (alfalfa leafcutting bee), 1606 nucleotides long. RefSeq lists its product as uncharacterized. The record is from RefSeq and is a predicted model, not a curated record. Lineage: Eukaryota; Metazoa; Arthropoda; Insecta; Hymenoptera; Megachilidae.